AUGAGCAUGUGCGAAGUCAUCAUCUACAAGCACGUCGAGUGCAAAUGCAUCUGGGGAGAGAUCGCAAUCUCUUGCGGGCCUGGCAUGGGCUACACAACCUGUGGCCAGUUCGGAAGCGGCAUCGCCAAAAAGCCUCUUAGAAUGCAGCUGGCGGACUUGCGGCCUUGCCCAAGACAUGAUUUAUACGGACUGUACGACCGCAACCAGACACGGAUGAUCAAGAAGAUCACCAACGGCAUCAAAUUCGGCACGGGCCCGAACAAGCAGGAUGCGGGAAUCGAAUGCACCUGCUGCACGGUGAUGUGA
This is a messenger RNA of Colletotrichum karsti, 306 nucleotides long. RefSeq lists its product as uncharacterized. The transcript has a single exon. Lineage: Eukaryota; Fungi; Ascomycota; Sordariomycetes; Glomerellales; Glomerellaceae. The record is from RefSeq and is a predicted model, not a curated record. The coding region runs from base 1 to 306 and encodes 101 amino acids.